Dreissena polymorpha is the source of this 7373-nucleotide messenger RNA. Its product is annotated as ATP-dependent translocase ABCB1-like. The record is from RefSeq and is a predicted model, not a curated record. Bases 156 to 4313 code for a protein of 1385 amino acids. Gene Ontology annotation, cellular component: membrane. Gene Ontology annotation, biological process: transmembrane transport. The transcript is spliced from 26 exons. Gene Ontology annotation, molecular function: ATP binding; ATP hydrolysis activity; ABC-type transporter activity. Lineage: Eukaryota; Metazoa; Mollusca; Bivalvia; Myida; Dreissenidae.
UUUAGAGGUAUAUAAAACGGUGCGAUUAGCCAGUGUUUUGAAGCCGUAGAGGAACGGGGUGGAUGUAAUGUUUCGGUUAUGUAAAAACUAUACGGAUAAAAAUAACAGCAACAGCAGCUAUAACAAAAAAGUAGAACUUGAGUAAAGUGACACAGAUGACAGAACCAGCGUCCAGGGAAGCAUCUGCUGUGGAGAUGACACCCGUAGCAAGUCCCGGGGAGCACUUGCACGAGAACGGUCACGUGAAAGCAACGCCGGUUGCUAACGGCAAAGAUAAGUCGGGACAAAACUUGCACGAGAACGGUCACGUAAUAGCAACGCCAGUUGCUAACAAUAAAGAAAAGUCGGGAAACCCCAUCGGCAUCGUUAUUUCUCCGUCGGAGAAUGGAAUUACAGAAAAGAAGUCUGCACCAAGCCCGUCCAUGGUUUCUACCGAGGACGGAAGGGAGAAUGCAAAGGAGAAAAAGGAGGGUGAACCCAUGGUCGGAUUGUUCGAGUUGUUUCGGUACGCAAAGAAGCUGGACGUCUUCUUCAUGGUCGUCGGCAUCAUCGCAGCCCUCGGUAAUGGUUCCGCCUUCCCUCUUAUGAUCAUCGUGUUCGGGAAGAUGAUUGACGUGUUUGUCAACUCAGGCCUGUUUUCCGGAGUGGUCAAAGAACUGGACGCACUUGGGGUGCUCGCCAACCUCUCGUUGACACAGGCGCAAGUCAUAGAGAACCCGGAUCUGAUGGAUGGCAAAUUCGACAUAAUAAAGGCAUAUGAUGUCAACAACACAAUCAGUCUUGACGUGAUUCAAUCCUCGAUAGAUAACGACUUGUUAGAGGUUAUGCAAACAUACGCUUUGUAUUUCAUUGGUAUAGGAUGUGGUGUGGUUGUUUUCGGGUACCUACAAGUGAUGUUUUGGAUGGUUGCCUCGGAGAGACAGACCCACAGAAUCCGAACCAUGUUCUACUCCAACAUCCUGCGUCAGAACAUUGGCUGGUUUGACGUGAAUGAGUCCACGGAAUUGAAUUCUAGACUCACCAGCGACAUCUCAAAGAUUCAUGAUGGAAUAGGAGACAAGGUUGGAGCAUUCUUUCAAUGGAUGUCGGCCUUUGUGAUAGGAUUCAUAGUUGGCUUUAUAUAUGGCUGGAAGCUCACACUGGUCAUCUUGGCCAUCAGCCCUCUCUUGGCUGGGUCAGCGUUUGUGAUGACAAAGCUGGUGGGUAUGACUUCUAACCUGGAGCUGAAGGCAUACGCCAAGGCUGGGGCUGUGGCAGAAGAGGUGCUGGGGGCCAUAAGGACCGUGGUGGCAUUUGGGGGACAGAAGAAGGAAUGCGAAAGGUACAAUGUACAUCUGGUUGAGGCCAGGGACCUAGGAGUGCGUAAGGGGUUCAUAGGGGGCCUGUUGCUGGGCAUCGUGUGGCUCAUCGUGUUCUGUGCUUACGCUCUGGGCUUCUGGUACGGAGCGAAGGUCUCUAGAGAAGAACCGGGAACUUACACGAUAGGAGCCGUGACGACUGUGUUCUUUUCUGUCAUGAUCGGUGCUUUCUCCCUGGGGAAUGCCAUGCCACACUUGCAAACCUUGGCCACGGCAAGAGGGGCAGCCUACUACCUGUACCAGUUGAUCACAAUGGAUCCCCCAAUCGACAGCUAUUCCACAGAAGGGAAGAAGCUGGACAACUUCCAAGGAAAUGUUCAGAUCCGCGGCGUUCAUUUCCGGUACCCUUCCAGGCCAGAAGCUAAGAUCCUCUAUGGAGUGAACCUUCAGAUCAAGCGAGGUCAGACGGUGGCCUUGGUGGGCUCCAGUGGCUGCGGGAAGUCGACCAUUGUUCAGCUGCUGCAGCGCUUCUAUGAUCCAGAGGAGGGGCAGAUUCUCAUUGACGGAGUGAAUCUCAAGGACAUCAAUCUGAAGUGGUGGCGGGAAAAUAUUGGCAUCGUGAGCCAGGAACCAGUGCUGUUUGGAACAACGAUAGAGGAAAACAUCCGCUAUGGGCACCUGGACGUUACCAAAGAAGAUAUAGAACAGGCGGCCAAGAUGGCCAAUGCACAUGACUUCAUCAUGGAUUUGCCACAGAAAUAUGAGACGCUGGUUGGUGAGCGGGGUGCCCAGCUGAGCGGUGGACAGAAGCAGCGUAUUGCCAUCGCCCGAGCCCUUGUGCGCAAUCCCAAGAUCCUCCUGCUGGACGAGGCCACGUCAGCACUAGACACAGAGAGCGAGGGGAUUGUACAGGAUGCUCUUGAAAAGGCUAGUCAUGGGAGGACCACCAUUGUUAUAGCUCACCGCCUUUCCACCAUCAAGACAGCUGACAUGAUCGCUGGCUUCAAAGAUGGCGUCGUGGCGGAACAGGGCACCCACACUGAACUGAUGAGCAAACAUGGCAUCUACCAACAACUAGUCACUCUUCAGAGUAUGAAAAGUGCUGAUGAUGAUGACAUUGAAAAUUUCAACAGAGAUGACACAAAACGACCGUCGUUAAACCAUCAGAAGAGCACAAUAGACAUGACUCCGAAAAAGCAUUCCCACGAUAAAAAGGAGGAAAACAAAGAACAGAAAAAGAGAGUUAAAGAAGAAGAGGUUGACGCCUCUCUUAGACGUAUUCUUAAACUGAACAAAUCAGAGGCACCAUUCAUUGUCAUGGGAUGCUUUGCCAGCUUGGUUAAUGGCGGAGCUAUGCCCGCCUUUGCUGUGAUCUUUUCAGAGAUUCUCGGGGUGUUCGCAAUCCUAGAUGAGGGAGAACAGGAGAAGAAAAUUAUUCAGUACGUUCUGAUGUUUGUUGGCGUUGGAGUGAUCAGUCUUAUAGCCUAUUUUGUACAGGGAUACAUGUUUGGUCGUUCCGGAGAGUAUUUGACAUUGAGGCUUCGAUCAAUGAGCUUUAAAGCCAUGCUAAGACAGGAAAUCGCCUUCUUUGAUGACCAUAACAACAACGUGGGAGCCUUGACAACCAGGCUGGCAACAGACGCUUCUCAAGUACAAGGGGCUGCAGGCAUCAAACUUGGGUCAGCCCUCAUGGCCUUUUGCAGUGUGGUGACUGGGAUCGUGAUCGGAUUUGUGUACAGCUGGAAAAUUACGCUGCUUACUAUUGCCUUCCUGCCGUUUGUCGUGAUUGGAGGAGCGCUGGAAAUGAAGAUGACGCAGGGGGCUGCGGGCAAAAACAAAGAGGCUCUUGAGUCAGCUGGAAAGAUCGCUAUAGAAUCCAUUGAGAACAUCCGCACAGUUGCUUCUCUCACAAGAGAAGACAUGUUCCAGAAAAAAUUCAGCCACGAGCUUCAAAUACCAUACAACCUUGCGCUGAAGAAAGCACAUGUGAUUGGAAUCACGUUUUCCCUGUCACAGGCUGUAAUGUUCUUUGCGCACGCUGCUACCUUCUGGUUGGGCGCAUACUUGAUCAAGCAGUCCGAAGUGGAUUAUGUGGAUGUCUUCAAGGCAUUCUCUGCGAUAGUAUUUGGAGGAAUGGCUGUGGGCAAUGCGAGUGCGUUUGCCCCUGAUGCUGCCAAAGCGGAACAAUCCGCCAAGGAAAUCUUCAAACUGAUUGACAAAAAACCAGACAUCGACAACGAAUCUGAAAAUGGCAAAAAACUAGAUACCUUCACAGCCGAUAUCAGCUUCUCGAAUAUCACAUUCCGCUACCCCACCCGCCCCGACACCACUAUACUGAAGGGGCUCGACCUUAAGGUUCCACAAGGUCAGACCGUGGCUCUUGUUGGCAGCUCUGGUUGCGGGAAAUCUACCACUGUACAGCUCACAGAGAGGUUUUAUGACCCUGCAGACGGAAUUGUGAGCCUGGAUGGACACAAUUUAAAGGACCUCAACCUCCAGUGGCUGCGCUCUCAGAUCGGCAUCGUAUCCCAGGAGCCUGUGCUGUUCGACAGAACCAUCGCAGAAAACAUCGCCUAUGGCGACAACUCAAGGGAGGUAAACAUGGACGAGAUCAUAGCUGCAGCGCGCAAGGCUAACAUACACAACUUCAUUGCGUCAUUGCCUGAUGGUUACAAUACCAGCACAGGAGAAAAGGGGGCCCAGCUAAGUGGAGGUCAGAAACAACGGGUUGCAAUUGCACGCGCUCUGGUGCGGAAUCCAAAAGUUUUACUUCUCGAUGAGGCAACUUCUGCCUUGGAUACAGAGAGUGAAAAGAUUGUUCAAGAAGCGCUGGACAACGCCCGCGAAGGCCGCACCUGCAUCACAAUCGCUCAUCGGUUAUCGACCAUACAGAAUGCGGACAAGAUCUGCGUGAUACGGCACGGUGUUGUCACAGAACAAGGUCGCCAUGGUGAACUGAUGCAGAAGCAGGGCUUCUAUAACAAGCUUAACAUGGCACAGGCUCGCAAGAAAUGAGCUAUUAAGAAAACUAAGUGUAUAACUGUCAUGUCAUACGAAUUGCCUUGCAUGUUAAAUUGCAGUUGAAAUUAUUUAUAUUUGUUUUACGUUGGAGAGUGUAUUAGGUGUGUAGUACAUCAAUGAAUGAAAAGAUGGCAACCACUUUCUCAAAUUGCGUCAUUUUGUUUUGUUUCAUGGUCAACAAUUGGCCUAAAAUGAAAUUGUCUUUUUAGAAAUAGAGUCUAAGUUGGAGAGUGAAUCAUCCCUCCCCCCCCCCACCACACACACAACAAAAAUGGAGAUGACAACCAAUUGUGUUUUAUAUUUACAAUUGGCCUAUCAUGUUAUAUAAAUUUAAUAUCUUUAUUCUUUGUUGAAGACUCAAUUUCGGGUGUAGUGAAAGUGAAAGUUGUGUCAAAAAGUUGGCAUAUAGGUGCAAAUACCGUAAUUUCUCUGUUUUGGACACUUAAAAAUAAUUAGUUUUGUUCGUGUACAAAAAAAUAGAUAAGGAAAAUAUUCAAACAUUACAGGUGUCCGAAAAUUUAGAGACACAAAUUAAAUGUCAGAAAAGAUUAAUUAUAUUGAAAUAAAAGCAAUAAUUCAAUGUACAAUAGUGUUUCUACUUUGAAAUAAAUACGACUUCAUAGCUUUCUAUCUCUUGUCUAAAAUGAUACUGAACACAAAAGUAAAAUCAUGAAACAUACAGAUUCCUUAAUAGAAAGAUAUCAUUUAAAAUGCUGUUGGGUCAAGCGAUUGUUUUCUACCGGUAUACAUGGUUAUUUACCCAAUUACGCAAUGUUUAUGGUCUAUUGCUCUCAGGCAUGCAUCUCCCAGGUUUUAUGACCUUAAUCCGUUCGUAAAAAUCCAUGAUCGAAGUGUAACAAGAUAUGCGAAUACAGUGCCUUAAUCUGGUAAAAUAGCGUUUUAAAUUAUACUGUCCCAAAAUUUAGCGACAUAAAUGAUAAACAAAAACGCGCAUGUCAGAAAAUUAAGAGUCAAGAAAAAUAAUUAUUUUGGCCAAAAAAGGGGGUGUCUGAAAACUAAGUGUCCGAAAACUUAGAGUUAUAACGGUACUAUGUUUUCUGUCCUUUUUUAACUUUUAUUUAUACAAAUAAUGUAACCACGGAUGACCUUUUUCCAGUUACAAGAAAAGUAUCUACGGUUUUCGGUAUGUUUAUAAGAAAACACUAGAAAAUCCUGUUACAUAUUGAUUAUUUUGCUGUUUUCAAGUCUAGUAAAUUUAAUUUACAUCACUUCAGUGUUGGGAGUGAAGGUUCUACUUUUAUUUUACGUACAUUUGUUUUUAUGCCCCAAAAGGGAGGCUUAUAGUAAUCACAUCAUCCGUCCUUCUGUCCUUCAUUCUCCUGAUUCUUUUGCAAAGCACAAUUUUGGUAAGUAUUGAAGGGAUUCGAACAAAACUUCAUAUAAGUAUAGAAGGCAUUAAGAAGAAGUAAAGAUUACAAGAACAGUAAUUAUUUCUUCAGUACUUACAGAGUUAUUGCCUUUAAGUCAAUUUUCUUGUUGCCAGCAUGAAUCUCUUAGAAUUGAAGAUAUUUUAAUAAAACAUGGUACAUUGAUAGAGAAUAUUUAGAGGAAGUGCAGAGUACAAAAAAAACAACUCUCUCAUCAGUAUUUUCGGAGUUAUUGCCCUUUACUAAAUGUAUGUAAAGUCAUUCCUUUUCUUCUUGCGCAAAGAAUUACUCAGGAAGUAUUGAAGUGAUUCAAAUGAAACUUCAUAAUUUAUAAUGAUAUAGUUCAUUUAUUUAAGUGCAGAGUUCAAGAACCAUAACUCAGGUUGUACAGAUUUAUUGCCAUCUAGUCCAUUUUCUUGUGCAGAGUGUAACUCCCUGUGCAUUGGAGGUAUUUAAAUAAAAAUGUGUACAUUGAUAGAAGACUAUGGGACGAAAUGGAGAUUACAAGUUCCAAAACUCUUCUAUCAGUCUUUUUGGAGUUAUCCGUUUUUGCUUUUUUUUGUAUUGUCCAUUUCUUAUGUGCAGUAUAACUCUGAAAGUAUUGAAGGUAUUCAAAUGAACCAUAUAUAAUAUGUUUUGUUGAGAAAAUGCAAAAGUUAAGGACUUUCUGCAGUAUAUACAGAGUUAUUGCCAUACGUUUCAUUUUUUCAGGUCCCAAGCAACAUUUAAAUAUUGAAAGGAAUAAAAUAAAACUCCAUACAUUGCAGGUUAAAGUACCAUUACCUUUCUUUCAAUUUUUGAAGACAUAUUGCCCUUAGUUAAUUUUCUUGUGCACUUGGAGUUGUUUCCCUUGAUACAUUUUUGUGCAGAGCACAAUUACAGUGUCAUUUUUUGUGCAAAUCAAAACUCAAAGAGGCUCUAAGGUAUUCAAACAAAACUUCAUACAAGGACUGACAUGAAGUGCGCGCAAAUGAACAGGAACUCUGUCUUUAAUACUUGUUUUUUUAUGGUGUUUGUCAUUGCUCUUUGUUUUUUCAUAUGCAAACCAUGACUUCUAGUUUGAAAUUGAUUGUAAAGAAAUGUUAUACUUGAUAGAGAUUAAGUUUUCUGUUUUAAACAGAUAAAUAAAUCUUGCAGUUGUUUGCCUACUUUGGUGGUCAAGUUAAUAAUACUUUAUUAUAGGGCAUCCAACACUUACAUAGGCAGCACGUGUUACUUUUAUGUUCAGACAUUUUCUUACACCUAGGGUGUCAUAUUAAAAUCUCAUAAGAACUAUUGUAUUAUUAAUCUUGAUUGUAUUACGUGCAACUGUUUGUAUUAUUAAAUUAUAAAGGUAGCAAAAUUAAAUUUAGAAAAGAUAAACACAACUAGUCACUGCUCGGUUACUUCCUUUCAAUAGUUUAGAAACUCUAUUGUGUACCUUUUUUUAAAUAUAUACUAUCUUUUUCUUGACCAUGUAUUAUCUUUAAUAUCAUCUAACUAUAGGCAGAUGAAUAUAACAACUAGUACUUGCAUAAAAUAUCAUUAAAAGAUUGAUAAAAUAUCAUUAAAAGAUUGUACUACCUUCUUCUGUGUGGAUUGAUUGUACACUUUCGACUCCUCAUAACUUUUAAAGAAUUCACUGUUGUUGUUUUUGUACAUGUUAUAAUUAAAUUAUUGAUUUUAA